Messenger RNA from Pangasianodon hypophthalmus (striped catfish), 4020 nucleotides. RefSeq names its product copine IVa (gene cpne4a). Gene Ontology annotation, biological process: cellular response to calcium ion. Bases 483 to 2144 code for a protein of 553 amino acids. Gene Ontology annotation, molecular function: calcium-dependent phospholipid binding. The record is from RefSeq and is a predicted model, not a curated record. Gene Ontology annotation, cellular component: plasma membrane. The transcript is spliced from 16 exons. Lineage: Eukaryota; Metazoa; Chordata; Actinopteri; Siluriformes; Pangasiidae.
AUUAUAAUGCUUGUUUUUUCCUUCCUGGAUGUUUUAGGAAGCCCAGGUUCCUCUUGAGCUCCUUGUCCACUCAGGAUGUCAGUGGAUUAAUGAGUUAGAACUGUUUACUCGGUGUGACCGCUAGAUGUCGCUGUUUCUCAGGUUAAAUCCCCGCAUGGCUUCAGCAGCAGCAGCAGCAGCAGGUUAUAAUAAAACCCCGAGCAGUCUGGAGUGGCAGUGUAAAGCUCAGUGUAGAGAGGAGCAGAAACAUCAAACACUCUGUGCAGAAAACUCUCAGCCUCUUCUAGUCCUCUAUAUCCCUCUGUAUCCCUCUUCAUCCCUCUGUAUUCCUCUUUAUUCCUCUACACAGCUCCUCAACACCUGAGCUCAGGAUGGACUCCAGGAUGGAGGUUUACACACUUUCCUCUGUUUAAUUCCUUCAUUAAACCCUCAUCUGCCUGGAUUUAUUUCUUCCAUGUUUAAGCGUCAGCACUGAACUGAAAAUGAGUGACAUCUACGAGUCGGCCGCCACCUCGCUGGGGCUCUUUAACAGUCCCUGCCUGACUAAAGUGGAGCUGCGCGUGGCGUGUAAAGGAAUCUCGGACCGGGACGCUCUGUCCAAACCCGACCCCUGCGUCCUGCUCAAGAUGCAGUCGCACGGCCAGUGGAUCGAGGUGGACAGGACGGAGGUGAUCCGGAGCUCCAUCAACCCCACGUUCUCCAAAGUGUUCACCCUCGACUAUUACUUCGAGGAAGUGCAGCGUCUCCGCUUCGAGCUCUACGACAUCAGCAGCAGCCACAACGGCACCAAGGAGGCCGACUGCCUGGGGGCUAUGGAGUGUACACUGGGACAGAUUGUGUCCCAGAGAAAGCUGUCCAAAGCUCUGCUGAAACACAGCAACACCGUGGGCAAGUCCACCAUCAUGGUCACAGCAGAGGAACUGACGGGGAAUGAUGACUACGUAGAGCUGUCAUUCAGUGCCAGGAAACUGGAUGAUAAGGACUUUUUCAGCAAAUCAGAUCCGUUUCUGGAGAUUUACAGAGUGAACGAUGACGGAACGCAGCAGCUGGUGUACAGGACAGAGACGGUCAUGAACAACCUGAACCCAGUGUGGAAGACUUUCAAAACCUCUCUGAACUGUCUGUGCAGCGGAGAUCAUGACAGGAUACUGAAGUGCUCUGUGUGGGACUGGGACUCCAACGGCAAACACGACUUCAUCGGCGAGUUUGAAGCCACUUUUAAAGAGAUGCGCGGAGCCAUCGACGGCAAGCAGGUGCAGUGGGAGUGCAUAAACCCCAAAUAUAAAAUCAAGAAGAAGAAUUACAGGAACUCUGGGAUUGUCAUUCUGAAUCAGUGUAAGAUUAUAAAGAUGCACUCGUUCCUUGACUACAUCAUGGGCGGAUGCCAGAUCCAGUUUACAGUCGCUAUUGAUUUCACGGCGUCUAAUGGAGACCCGCGGAACAGCUGCUCUUUACACUACAUCCACCCGUACCAGCCCAACGAGUAUCUCAAAGCGCUGGUCGCUGUCGGAGAGAUCUGCCAGGAUUAUGACAGUGAUAAAAUGUUUCCGGCGUUCGGCUUCGGAGCUCGGAUUCCUCCCGACUUUAAGGUGUCACAUGACUUCGCUGUGAACUUUAAUGAAGAUAAUCCUGAAUGUGCAGGUAUACAGGGUGUAGUAGAAGCCUAUCAGAACUGCCUCCCUAAGAUCCAGCUGUACGGCCCCACCAACAUCGCCCCCAUCAUCCAGAAAGUGGCGCAGUCCGCCUCCGAGGAACUGCACGUCCGCCAGGCCAUGCAGUACUUUAUCCUCCUGAUCCUGACGGAUGGUGUGAUCACAGACAUGGCUGACACGAGGGAAGCCAUCGUUCACGCGUCUCACCUGCCCAUGUCCAUCAUCAUCGUGGGCGUGGGGAACGCAGACUUCACCGACAUGCAGAUUCUGGACGGAGACGACGGGAUCCUGCGCUCGCCCAAAGGAGAACCGGUGCUGAGGGACAUCGUCCAGUUCGUCCCCUUCCGCAACUUCAAACACGCGUCUCCUGCAGCGCUGGCCAAAAGCGUUUUAGCCGAAGUGCCCAACCAGGUGGUGGAUUAUUACAACAGCAAGGGCAUCAAACCCAAAUGCCCCAGCGAGUUCGAGUCUUCCAGGACGUUUAGCCGCUGAACUCUGAUUACAAUCUGACUACGAUCCGAUUAGGAUCUGAUUAGGAUCAGCACGUCUCUGUCAGUCUGUCGCUCGUUUGUUUGCAUGCGUGGAUGUGUAGGCUAAAGCGAAAGUGCCAACACACGCGUCCGGCGUGGAGACACGGAGACUCUGCAUGUUUCUCAGAGUUAUAACUGAUCUGUUUCUUUUUUAUGUCUAUAUUUAAACUGAGAUUUUGCUAAAUUUCGUAAAAUUCUUACAUUGUAAAGCAUUUUGGAUGGAGAUCAUUGAGAAUGUUUAGCUCUCUGUAUUAGAUACUGAAGGUCUGCACCUUGAGAUAAAACGUGGUUUUUUUUUGCACAUGAGCAAAUGCAUGAUUGUAUUUUGCAUGAUAACAUAAAUUAAUAAAACUAAAUUUCUCCAUGUUUUGGUCUAGGGAUUGGAAGUGAAGUAGGUAAGGGUGUGUCCCAAACGCUAGUGCUGGAGAGAAAAGAUCUUACUGGAAUUCAUUCUAACGAUUGUUGAGAAAACUGAAGACAAGACGCCGUAACUUUAAUAAGUUUAGCAAACAAAGUGAUAAAACGCUAAUAAUGUAACAGUGCAGCAAUUUCAGAACACAAUACAUUGCUGUUAUCAGAAACUAAUCAGCGACAGUGUGGUGUGACGUGGCCUAAAGCGAAGUGGAGUUACUGUUCCCACCCUGAAGAUGAUUAUUUUCCUGUAACAGCUCAUCUCCUGGUGUUUUAUUCCUCUUAUACCACAGCAGUUAGCAAACAAUGACACUGGAGACUCCUUCCAUAAAGUUCAAUUACAGAAAACGCCACCAUAUUAAGUUUAUGUGAAGCGUCCGCCGUACAGCUGUUGCUAUAGAAACGAUAACAUAUUAUUUUAACGUGCGCAUUAAUAUAAACCCGUGAUUUGCAGCUGCACUACUGUCAAAGCUGCUGUUCUAGAAAACUAAUCAACAUCUGACGAAUCACAAUCCAGAAUUCAGCAGCGCUGUAAAAACGUGUAAAAGCUUCACGUGCAGCUCUAUAAAUCUUUGAAUCUAAAGAGAAAAACAACAGAUAUCUAACAUUAGCUACUUUGCUAAUAAAACCUUUAUCUUGCUUUUAUAGUGGCUAGUAUGCGUCACAGAGACCCCGCCCACCAAACGAAUUUUAAUAAUACUUAAUACAGUUUACUAUAUUAUACAUGCACCAUUUUUAUAAUUCGAUUUAAUAAAUUGACAAAAUUUGGAUUAUUACGUAAAGAUAUAACUUCUGUAAUUUUUACGUGACCUCCAUUUUGAGAACAACUGGUUAAUUAAUUAAUAACAACCAAUUAAUUAGUAAUUAAUAAUCAUUUUUGAUAUUUAUAUAGCAUAUUCAGUAGGUAGCUAUGAAUUUAUAUAGCAUAUUCAGUAGGUAGCAGACUUUUGACCAUUUUACGAUGUUAAAAUUGACAGAACGCCGAAAAUAACCUUGUACAAACAUGGAGAGAAACAUCCUGAGGUCAGUUUUAGAGAAGAUUCUGUGAGUGUGAGCUUUAAGAGCGCUGACUAGCGUUUGGGACGAGGCCUGUGGUUACGCUCCUGUAUCCUCCGAUCAGUAAAAGCACAACAGAGUAACACUUUAGAAUAUUUGAUUGAGGUAGUUUAUUAGAGUUUGAUAAUAAAGUGCUAUAAACGGUGUGUGUGUGUGUGUGUGUGUGUGUGUGUCUGUGUGUGGGGAUUGUGAUGAGUGUUUUCUGAGAGUGUGGAAUAAAACUGCAUGCAUGUGGUUUACUGUAACAGACGUCAGUGUGACAUUUGUAUUCUAAAGUGUUACCUAUAUUAACUAAUGAUUAAAUCGUACUCUGGAACAUUGUAAAGUUGUUUUGUUUUAAUUUGAUUCAUUGAUUCUUUUACAAGUCUUGA